GCAAGAAAUGAUCGGGAAUAAAGAAGGACAGACAAGGGGAAAUGAAAAUGCAUCUAGGGAUUAUGUAGAACCACAAAACAAGUACGAACAUCUGUCCUUUGAAACCCGGGACAAUCAUUCAUAUGAGGCAAUGGAAUCUGAAGACGGUCAUGGAUUUGAUCAGCCAUGGAAAUCUAUUGCUAACAAAGGAAACUCCAGGAAAUAUGAUACGUCGAAGAGGUAUUUAAAAAAGAUCAUAAUGGUCUUCCUCAUCCUCGCUCUCAUUACUGGACUCGCCACUAUGACCGCACUCUUUAGUGUUGAAAAAAAUAAAAGUAAAGAUCGUGAUUGGUUGUUGAAACAACAGGAAGGAUACGCACAGGAAAGACUUAAAAAUAUAACUCAACAAGAAGAAAUCCUGAAGCAAGAAUUUGACAAACUGAGAGAACAACAGAACCAAUCAAACCUAACAGCACAAAUCGGUGAAUGGAUUCAAUUCGAAACCAACAGUUACCUAUUCUCAAGCAGUGCUCUGACUUUCCAUGAUGCAUUGAUCAGCUGCAAAAAUAUUGGUGGAGAUCUUCUUGAAAAUAUAGACGUACCGGACAGGAUAGCAAUUGAGCUAGAGUUAGUUAAACGAGGAUUUAAUUUUACAUGGAUUGGGGUGACCGAUAUCCUUCAAGAAGGUAUCUAUGUAUAUGAGUCAGAUGGGUCCAGAGUGGAAGAGGGCAACUGGGCAGAUGGGCAACCAGGACAACUAGGACGAAAAGAAAACUGUAUUGUAGCACUAAAGGCUGAUAAUUGGAAGUGGCACGACAUCAAGUGUAAUUAUUAUUACACUUAUCUUUGUCAGAAAACUAAAAUCAGUUGUGACUAAAAAUAGCAAUCAUAUAUAUUUCUAUUCAGAAAAUAUAAUAAUAAUUCCUUUCGUCAUACAAAUUGUGAAAUUAGGGACUUGGAAGAUCUGUAUUAAAUGAUAUAAACUCUGGGA
This is a messenger RNA of Saccostrea echinata, 970 nucleotides long. RefSeq names its product CD209 antigen-like protein E. Gene Ontology annotation, molecular function: signaling receptor activity. NCBI's taxonomy places the organism in Eukaryota, Metazoa, Mollusca, Bivalvia, Ostreida, Ostreidae. The transcript is spliced from 9 exons. The record is from RefSeq and is a predicted model, not a curated record. The coding region runs from base 8 to 856 and encodes 282 amino acids.